GUGGCGCUGUGAGACCGUCCGAAGACGAGUAGGCGUGAUAGAGGGGUUAAAGAUGGCGGCGAGUGGCGAGAAUGACGUCCAGCAACCUUUGGUCAAACCGACGCGAGAGAAAGUUGACACGUAUGGGUUCACUCGGCCCGAGGAUUUUGACUAUGAGACGUAUGAAGAGUUCAUGGCGGGGUACCUGUCUGUGCUGGCCAGGAGAGCCUCGAGAUGGAGCGGACUGCUCAAGGGCAGGAAGGCCAUCAACAGGUCCUUCAAGGUGAAGAGAUUUAUCAGAAAAGGCAUUCCUGCAGAGCACAGAGGCACGGUUUGGAUGGAGGUCAGUGGGGCACAGCACAAGAUGGAGACUAACCCAGACACCUACACCAGUCUGCUGAAUGGAGAAAAAGACCAACAACUGUUGGACACCAUCAACACAGAUAUCCACAGAACGUUUCCAGAAAAUAUCUACUUCUGUGAUGCCUCCAGGGAGAGUAAGAGAGUGUCGCUGUACAACAUCCUGGUGGCUUUCGGCCACUACAACAAGUCUGUCGGCUACUGCCAGGGCCUGAACUUCAUAGUGGCCAUCUUCCUCUUGAUCCUGAAGGAUGAAGAACAGGCCUUCUGGCUGCUGGUCACUCUACUGGAGGACAUCUUACCUGAAUAUUACUCCAAGGACAUGAAGGGACUGAAGGUGGACCAAGAAGUCUUAGGAGAACUUGUGAAGUUGAAGAACCCUUCAGUGGCAGCAGUGAUAGAGAAAGAAGGCAUGCCAUGGUCCAUCCUGGUCACCAAGUGGUUCGUGUGUCUGUACAUUGACGUUCUGCCCAUAGAGACUGUGCUGAGAAUUUGGGACUGUUUGUUCUACGAAGGGUCGAAGAUCCUGUUCAGAGUGGCCCUGACAAUGAUCAAGCGGAACGAAGCAAACAUCGCGGCAGCGACGAGCUUCCCGGGCAUCCUGGAGGCCUUCAAACAGUCUACCCAGGACAAGAUCAUCACAGACUGUCACGCAUUCAUGCAGGCCAUCUUCACAGAGACAGGGCCUCUCCCCAUGGCUCAGAUCCAGAAACUCCGACUAGACUGUGCAGCCAGGAUCAGCUAACCUGGGAACUGGUGACUCCGAUAAACCACCCAACAGUUUGUUAACCUUCUCCCUGCUAAGUAGCCUUUUGGCAUCAAAUUUGUACUGAUUACAUUGUUAGGCAGCUGGGUUAAGGUUAAUGUCAAGUGGUGAUUAACAUUUAACAAGGUCCUGUGGGCACCUUGUUGCUGAUGUCACAAGUGUUAAAAGCAGCCCAUUCAAAUGUGCAAACUACAAGAUACAAAGGCACUCUAGUUCCAAUCUGUCUCAUUCUUCUGGUAA
This is a messenger RNA of Branchiostoma belcheri (Belcher's lancelet), 1345 nucleotides long. RefSeq names its product growth hormone-regulated TBC protein 1-A-like. The transcript is spliced from 10 exons. Bases 53 to 1084 code for a protein of 343 amino acids. The record is from RefSeq and is a predicted model, not a curated record. NCBI's taxonomy places the organism in Eukaryota, Metazoa, Chordata, Leptocardii, Amphioxiformes, Branchiostomatidae.